AUGGCCUCCCGAAAGAAACAGAACAAUACCCGCAAACGAGACGGGAUCCACUUUGUCAAUGCAAGGCCAACAUCCGAGACAGAACGACUCAAGGCGCAGAAAUUAGUCCGCGCUCAUGUUGGAAGAUGGAUCUCUGAUCAAACUAAAGACCGUUCAGCGGCGAGUGAACAGUCUUCUAUAUCCGCUCCUCGCUCCUCGAGAACUUCCAUCAGCACCAGCACCAGCACCGACAAUGCUGGUCCCUCGUCGUUUCCUCUUGUAUCGCGUCCGCCUCCGUAUGUCGCGCAGCGGACGCUGACUAUCGGGGCGAGUACUUCGCACCCGCCACAGCGCGAUUGGCAGCCACGAUCAUCUAUUGCAACUUCGCAACUGAACGAUAGCAGUGAAUGCAAUGGUAGUGAUGAUGCGGCCGAGGUCACCAACUUUGGGGAACCCGUGACGGUUAUCCCAUGGAAUGAGGUGACCCGUAUCGAGCCGGUAAUCUCGGGAUUCUUGGAUCCCUUUGGACAACACCCAUCAAAUUUUGCGCCAGAAGUAGUAAAUAUGUGUGAAUCAUAUUGUAUAUCCGUAUUAUGGCCAGGCCUUAUACCCAAAUCAACAAGCCACGAGAAAAAAGCCAGCGAGUUGUGGUUCCCGCUCUCCCUAUCAGACCCAGCCCUCUUCACGGCAUUCAUGUUUGGAUCAUUAUGCCAUCAGCGAGUCCAGUGGUUGAAGGGCUGGGUUCCGGGGUCAACUUUCGGACCCAAGCAGCAGCGCAUUUUGCAGCAGUGUGAGAUGGAAUCCAUCAAGUUGAUCAGCCAGGCUGUGCGGGAUCCGACUCGUGCAGUGAGUGAUGCGGUUCUCCUUAGUGUGAUCUGUAUGGCCCAUCAUCAAGCACUCGAGGAGAGUCCCGAUCAAUAUCGGAAGACGCCGUUCACCCCGCCGUUCCAGCGUUUGCAAUGGCUAGAUGUAUAUGGUCAUCUGCCUCCAAAUAUGAUCCAUAUUCAUGGGCUGGUGCAGCUGUUGAAGUUGCGUGGUGGAUUAAAGAAUAUUAAGCUCCACGGCUUGCGUCCGACAAUCUGCUUCUCCGACAUCAUGACAGCAAGUUGUUUCGGCAUCGCCCCAGGCUUCGAAUUCUGCGCCAUCGACGAAAGCCGAAGCAACCUCUCCAUCCAAGACCUCCUCGGCUUCGGCCCCUACCAAAUCGACCACAGUUUCCGCUGGCUAGAACAACUCGGCCUCACCCCGCAAAUAGUCGAAGCCAUGACCGCCGCAGUAACCUACGUCGACAUAAUGAAAACCUGCAUGAAGUCCAGCCACGACGUCUCACUCCUCUCAGACCAACGCAACCUCACACAAUACACCCUCCUCUCCGUCCCACCAGCGGCAGACCUCCAAUCCACAUCCACAUCCACAUUCUCCCAACCCAUCGAAGAAGCCGCCUACGAAGCAUGUCGUCUAGCAAUGCUGAUUUUCGCCGUCGGCGUCGUCUUCCCCAUUCCGGCAAAUAAUACCCCGUUGCCGGGUUUAGCGCAGAGACUCCAGGCUGUGCUGAAACGGCCGGAGGCUGCUGAGAUGUACACGUCCGUGAAUCACUGUGUGUUGCUGAUUUGGGUCUUGACGCUGGGUGGUAUUGCGGCUUGGGAUAGUCCGGCUGAACGGGCGUUCUUUGGGUCUGCGUUGAUUGAAGUUACGAGGAGGACGGGGUUGACGGCUUGGAAUGAUGUGAAACGGGCUAUGGAUGUUAUGCUUUGGUAUGAUAUUGCUUGUGAUGAGGCGGGGGAAGCUUUCUUUGUGGAGGCUCAGAGUUCUUAUGUUAUUGAGUGA
This is a messenger RNA of Penicillium subrubescens, 1806 nucleotides long. RefSeq lists its product as uncharacterized. The transcript has 3 exons. Lineage: Eukaryota; Fungi; Ascomycota; Eurotiomycetes; Eurotiales; Aspergillaceae. The record is from RefSeq and is a predicted model, not a curated record. Bases 1 to 1806 code for a protein of 601 amino acids.